ACAGGCACCAUGAAGGUCUCUGCAGUCGCCCUCACUGUCCUUGCUGUCACCAUCCUCUGCACCCCUGCAUCUGCCUCUCCAUAUGCCUCGGACACCACGCCCUGCUGCUUUGCCUACAUCUCCCGCGCACUGCCCCGCGCCCACGUCCAGGAGUAUUUCUACACCAGUGGCAAGUGCACCAACCCAGCAGUCGUCUUUGUCACCCGAAAGAACCGCCAAGUGUGCGCCAACCCACAGAAGAAAUGGGUGCGGGAGUACAUCAACUCUUUAGAGAUGAGCUAG
Messenger RNA from Orycteropus afer afer, 282 nucleotides. RefSeq names its product C-C motif chemokine ligand 5 (gene CCL5). The transcript has 3 exons. Bases 10 to 282 code for a protein of 90 amino acids. Gene Ontology annotation, biological process: cellular response to interleukin-1; positive regulation of T cell chemotaxis; cellular response to type II interferon. Gene Ontology annotation, cellular component: extracellular region. Lineage: Eukaryota; Metazoa; Chordata; Mammalia; Tubulidentata; Orycteropodidae. The record is from RefSeq and is a predicted model, not a curated record. Gene Ontology annotation, molecular function: chemokine activity; CCR chemokine receptor binding.